Molecule: messenger RNA, 1031 nt
Organism: Tachysurus vachellii
Lineage: Eukaryota; Metazoa; Chordata; Actinopteri; Siluriformes; Bagridae
Gene: med20
Product: mediator complex subunit 20
Exons: 4
Coding region: 152-790 (212 amino acids)
Biological process (GO): regulation of transcription by RNA polymerase II
Cellular component (GO): mediator complex
Molecular function (GO): transcription coactivator activity
Source: RefSeq, a predicted model, not a curated record
AAAUUACUCCACAGACACGAUCACAAAAUCGUUAUCAUUUAUUUUCUUUUACCGUCAGUCGUAGAGCAAACCGGAAGCAGUCGUAGGACCCCGGAAAUUAAUGAAUGUAGCAGGUUUAUUUUUGCGCCACACAAAAUAUCAUUUGUAGAAAAUGGGAGUUACGUGUGUGUGUCAGGUGCCGGUGGUGGAGGGGAAAAGUGUCCAGCAGACGGUGGAGCAGCUGCAUAAGAGACUGGAGCAGCUCGGAGCAGUGAAACAGGGCAGUUUCUUUGUGGACUGUGAGACGUAUCAUGCCACUACUAACACUGGAGCUCAGCCCACUAAACUCCUGUAUGUGAUGCAUAACUCUGAGACACCUCUCAGCUGUCUGGCUCUGUUUGACGGUGGCCCUACACUGGCGGCGGACGCUAACUUCGAUGUGCUCAUGGUGAAGCUAAAGAGUCACUUCCAGAAUGCGAAGGGCCACAAAGUAGAGAGCCGCGGUGCCCGUUAUCGCUACGCUGACUUCCUGAUUAAAGUCGGGACAGUAACAAUGAGCUCCAGCGCUCGGGGUAUCUCAGUGGAGGUGGAGUACUCAGCUUGUGUAGUUCCUGGUGACUGUUGGAACCUGAUGAAGGAGUUCAUGCAGAGUUUUCUGGGCUCCAGCGUUCCUGACCUGCCCUCUGUGUUCAGCAGUAAGGCUGAGGGUCUGUUCGCUCCGGCUGACUGCAUGGACACCAUGAACCAGUACCUCGAGCUCUUCAGCAAAAUCCGCAAACAGCAGGUGCUGCCGGGGAGCGGCGUGCGCUGACAAACACACACACAAGCUGGAAAGAAGCCACGACAUGCAGAUCUGCUGUGGAACAGAACUGUCAGCUCUGGACCAGGACAUAAACUGUAAAAACUCACAAGUCAAUCACAUGUCCAGUUUCUCAGCUGUGUUUUCUUUACUGCUGUAUCAAAGUGAAGGGACACUGUGACUGAAUUUAUGUUGGGGUUUUUUUAAGAAAAUGUAAAAUUUUUACUAAAAUAAAGUUGAACUGUAGCAGUAA